Molecule: messenger RNA, 2476 nt
Organism: Electrophorus electricus (electric eel)
Lineage: Eukaryota; Metazoa; Chordata; Actinopteri; Gymnotiformes; Gymnotidae
Gene: tmem184a
Product: transmembrane protein 184a
Source: RefSeq, a predicted model, not a curated record
AGCCAUUUCCACUGAUGGCGACUUUUAACUUAAUAGUUUAUUUUAAAGUGUAUUCAUUCAGUUUAACUAACGGUGUUGUAUUUAAUUGAAACUGGAAAAAGGACAAAAUAAUUUUAGCCUACAGUUUGAGUGUCAGCUUUUCUCUUACCGGAGGAAGUGGGGCAGGUGUCGGGCGUGUUAGAAGAUGAAUGAAACAUUGUCGAAUAUUGCAAACAGUACUUUAAUUAUGGCUUCAGAGAGCAGUGUGGAGGAGCCUGACCCUCAGUCUACCUUUUUACUGCCAAACAUUUCUACCAUGGCUAACAUGACAGUAGUCAUAUCCAAGAAUGGGACUCCAGUGGAAGACCAGAUCUUCCUCAACACAGUUGCUGCCCAGGCUCUCUCAGGGAUAUUUGUUUGGUCAGCCUUGCUCAUCACUUGUCACCAGAUCUACUCACACCUGAGGUCAUACACGGCACCCAAUGAGCAGCGCUAUAUCAUCCGCAUCCUCUUCAUCGUGCCCAUCUAUGCGUUCGACUCCUGGCUCAGCCUCCUCUUCAUCAGUAAUGACCAGUACUACGUCUACUUCGACUCUGUCCGUGACUGUUAUGAAGCAUUUGUCAUCUACAACUUCUUGAGCCUGUCUUUUGAGUAUCUAGGAGGAGAGAGUGCCAUCAUGGCAGAAAUACGUGGGAAACAGAUUCAGUCAAGUUGUUUAUAUGGCACCUGCUGCCUGGCUGGAAUGAGCUACUCCAUUGGCUUUCUACGAUUCUGCAAACAGGCCACCCUUCAGUUCUGUGUUGUGAAACCGAUCAUGGCCAUCAUCACUAUCUUCCUACAAGCCUUUGGAAAAUAUCAUGAUGGAGAUUUUAAUGUGAAUGGCGGGUACCUCUACAUCACCAUCAUCUACAAUAUCUCUGUCAGUCUGUCCCUCUAUGCUCUCUUCCUCUUCUACUCCGCUACCAGUGACCUCUUGAGGCCUUACGAACCUGUGCUCAAGUUCCUCACCAUCAAAUCAGUCAUCUUCCUGUCAUUCUGGCAAGGCAUGAUUCUGGCCAUCCUGGAGCGCUGUGGGGUGAUUCCUGAGGCACUGGUCAUAGACAGCCAUGAAGUGGGUGCCGGGACAGUUGCUGCCGGCUGGCAGAACUUCAUCACCUGCAUCGAGAUGUUCUUCGCCGCCAUCGCACUCCGCUACGCCUUCACUUACAACGUAUACCAAGCAAAGAAGAGCCUGGCUCCAGAUAAUGUCGCCCCCAUGCACAGCAUCUCCAGUGGACUGAAAGAGACCAUCAACCCUGGAGACAUGGUCCAGGAUGCCAUCCACAACUUUUCCCCAGCCUAUCAGCAGUACACCCAGCAGUCAACUCAGGAGGUGGUACAGCCCUGCCCGAAUGGCAAACCGGGCCCCAGCAUCACCAAGAGCUCAAAAAAGUCUGACAAAAUCACUCUGAUUGACACAGAUGACGAGUUCUAGGGAGCAACUCUCAUGAACUGAGAGGCAGGGUCCUGGGCCGGUGGGGCUUUGGGCAUUCAGACAGCUCACUUUGCCAGGAACACUUUAGAGAGUGCCUCUGCAUCAUGCCUGUUUGAAGUAUUUGCUCAGUGGUCCUCCAUCGCAGCCUCCUGAUGAUCGGAACCAUCUCUCAAAGAUACCCUGGCUUCAGAGCACACACUUCAAAACGUUUACCUAGGCCCUUUGAGACACUUCGGGUGUCUCAAAUCAUAGACAGGCUUUUACGCUUCUCAUGUGGGGAGUUAAUUCAUUUUCUGCCCAUGCACUCCAAAAUCAGGGAACCUCAACAGUUUUAUUCUUAAAAGGAACUUGUGCUCCUAAUUGUAUAUCAUUUGUAUAUAUGUAUUUGGUUGGCUGUACAGGUGAUGUUUGGGUUUGUAUGGGGUAUUAAUUGUUAAUAUUCUGAAUUAUAAUGUGCUUUUCGAGUUUGUUUGUUUUUUGCAUUCACUUUUGCUUUAGUAAUCGUUUACUAAAUUACCAAUCAACAUAAUAUGAACAAUUUCAAGAUUAUCAAUCAUAUUUUCAGUCAAAGGUCACAAAUAUUGAACAAAAAAAAUGCCAUCUUAGCCAGAGGUCUGUUAGACAUGAAGCUGCUCAGCUGAAUUGUCCAAUUGGCUCAAAUGUAUAUAGUUAUACAUUAGUCAAUUUUAUGCAUUUAGUCCUCUUAUGUACAUAAAAAGUAUAGAAACUUAUAUUGGCCCCAAACUGUUUUCACUGAGUUUCCAUAGUUUUUAAAAUGAGUUGACAGUACAUGAGUAAUUUUAAGGCCUGUCAUUAAACUUUGUUCAUGAUGUAUUUUGGAAUACACUUGGUACUUUGACCUUGGUCUUCUCAGUGUACAUCAACACUUCUAUGUAGGGCACCUCAACCCAACUGAUUAAUGACAUCAUAACUAAUCUUUUUCAAUAAACUUGUGGGUAUAACAAUCAAGGCUCAUGCAACUUGAUUUUUACUGUUUCUUGUGCCAAUAAUUUCUGCUUUAAA